UAUGUAAUUUCAACUGCCGGACAUUCAACAUGAAAAAACAAAAUAAACCUGUAGUGCAUGUUGGCAACAUUCUACUCUGCUCUGUCUUUUUUCUACCUCUCUCAAAAGUGUUCAGUUCCUUUAAAAGAUUCAGGACAUAUUCAUUGUAAAAACAUUUCUGUGGCACUAUCAUCCGCCUGCCCGCCCAACCACCCCCACACCCAGCCGUCUCCCUCGUGUCAAUAUCUCCCUCCAUUGUGUAAUAUUUGUUCAUCGACAAGGUUCUGUUCUGUUUCAAGCCAGAUGAUGUCGGUGAACAUGGUGUCUAACAUCAGUCCAGUAGGGGGAGUAAGAGAGACACAUUCUGCCACAGUGGGAGGGAGUAAACCCCUGCACCGCUUCAUAAGAGGGGAGCCGAAGAUUAUUGGGAUUGUAAUGCUGUUCAUGGGCUCAUCACUCUUCCUCUUGGCGAUUCCCAUGAGAAUGGAUCCACUGGAGUCCUCUGCGGAGAAUUUCACCUCUUUUUGGCUAGGAAUCCUUUUCAUCAUCUGUGGGCUGUUAUACGUGUUCACAGAGAAGAAUACUUCAAAACAAUUGGUGACAGCAAGCCUGGCCCUUAGUAUCAUCUCUAUAUUGGGGGUCACAGUGGCUUUCUUUGAAUUCCUUAAAGGCAUCCUGAACAUGCAGUAUUACCAUUACCGCUAUUAUUAUUCCUACGAUGAUGACAUCACAAACUCUACCGGAGUUGAUGUCCCCUGGCGUAAACAUCAUACGGGCCAGUUGCUCAGCCUUGAGGCUGUAUUCAUGUAUCAGAGCUUAGUGGGAAUGGUGUUCCUAAUAAUGAUGACAGCAUUUGCCAGGGCUGCCUUGCAGUCCAGUAAGACACAGGCAAUUGUGGUAAUGAACAAUCUACCAUCAGCAGACUGAAUGAAGAAAAAGCAAGCCUUUUAUGACUGUCUCUGCCAUGAUGGAUGGAUAGAAAACUUGCAUUUAUUGAUAUAAAAUAAAUGUAUUCAAUGUGUAGAACAUUUUAUUAAAUCCGCAUAUAGAAAUUGUCUUUGUAUACACUUUACUUUGAAAUAAAUGUAAUAAAAUAACAUCCAUGUAAUACAAUAAACAAUUAACAUGAUCAUUA
Oncorhynchus kisutch (coho salmon) is the source of this 1114-nucleotide messenger RNA. Its product is annotated as membrane-spanning 4-domains subfamily A member 4A-like. The coding region runs from base 58 to 906 and encodes 282 amino acids. Gene Ontology annotation, cellular component: membrane. The record is from RefSeq and is a predicted model, not a curated record. NCBI's taxonomy places the organism in Eukaryota, Metazoa, Chordata, Actinopteri, Salmoniformes, Salmonidae. The transcript has 7 exons.